UUCCGAUCAGGAAAAUUCAAGGCAAUGGAUCCCUGUGAAUGUUUUUUCAAUCACGAAUCUUUGAUGCGUCGAAUUCUUUCAAUUCUUCGCGACUCCCAGACCGAUUGCACCGACACGGAAUGCACAACGGGUACCGGAGAUCCUUCGUGUGCCGGUUCAAAUAUGAUGUUAAUUGCUAUGGCUUGGGGAUUGUUUGCAAUGAUGAUGUUCUUUAUGCGACCGGCUUCGAUGCGUUCUGGAGGGAGUAAUACUGAAGAACAGUCAGAGGGCAAACCUUCCGUUUCGUCAUCUAACGAUAACAAUCAACCUCCACCACCUGGCGAUGUCUUCUAG
This is a messenger RNA of Meloidogyne enterolobii, 333 nucleotides long. The record is from the annotation of a GenBank genome assembly. Lineage: Eukaryota; Metazoa; Nematoda; Chromadorea; Rhabditida; Meloidogynidae.